This is a messenger RNA of Ahaetulla prasina, 1750 nucleotides long. RefSeq lists its product as uncharacterized. Bases 559 to 1194 code for a protein of 211 amino acids. Lineage: Eukaryota; Metazoa; Chordata; Lepidosauria; Squamata; Colubridae. The transcript is spliced from 7 exons. The record is from RefSeq and is a predicted model, not a curated record. Gene Ontology annotation, molecular function: cytokine activity. Gene Ontology annotation, biological process: cell surface receptor signaling pathway via JAK-STAT; positive regulation of immune response; innate immune response.
AACAGGAAGUGAAUUCUGUGGAGAUGAUCAACAUUUUACCAAGCUGGCUGGGGAAUUCUGAGAGUUGAAAUCCACAAGUCUUCAAGUUCCCAAGGGCUGGAAGCUGGACCCAAAGCCUGAACCGGAAGGUGGGCAGGCAAGGGGCCUCCGUGCUGGGUGUCCUCCUCUACCGCUGGCCAAGGUCCACUCCUCCCCUCCUCGGCCUGCCUGGGGCUUCAUCAGCCUUGCUCAAACCAGCCUUGGAGUUUCAAAUUCUUGCAAAGAGACUCAGCUGGAGAGCCACGCAUACCUGGCACACCUCCCGUGGCUCCUCCUCCUGCAAAAGGAAAGGGCUUCCUCAGCAAUGACCUCACUUGGGGAUCCCGGUCUGGAUGGCUCGCUUUCAUUUUCUCUUGCUUGCUUUCCAAACGUCACCUGCAGCACCAGCUUGUUUUCAGGAUCCAACCGAAAACUGAAAAACCGUGAGCGAUAUAAAAAGAGGAAGCAUGGAAGGCCCAGGACAUUGUCAGGUUUUCUUAGCUGGGAUUUCAGCCAGCAGGCCCAUCCAACGAGAGAAGCAUGGAGUCCAAGGCAAAAAUCUUCUCCUUAGGGGCAGGUCCCAGGAAGUGGCUGCUGGGGCCCCUUGCCUUUGUGCUCCUGCUAGAAGUCGCCUGGGUGCAGAGCCUGCCCAUCGGAUCCUGCUAUUUCCCCCAAAUACCUGAACAUUUGAACGCCUUUAGGCAACUCAGGAACCAAUACGAGGACGAGAGGUUCAAAGGAGGCGAACCCUGGAAAAACUGCACUCGCCACCAUCUCCGCUUCCCUCGAGGAAAGAUGCAUCACUUGAGAAAUAAAUGGGACAAGAUGGAGGCUGUGGAGGCGGAACUGGCCUUGGUGGUGCCCGUUUUGCAGAACAUCAGUGAACCUGCCUUCUCCAAGCAUGGAUCCAAGAUUUUGGAGUUCCUACAUCCGCUCAAGGAGGCUCUGGCCGCCUGCAUCAGGGGCACCCCCCGCCAUGGGCAGAAGUCCAGCCUCCUCCAGCACUUCAAAGAAGAGAUUCAGAAAUUCAACACCAGCAGUGCCCAGCAAUCACCAAAGUGCCUGGAGGCAGCGGUCGGCCUGAACAUUGUGCACCUCCUGGAAGUAGACAUCCGCCAGCUCCAGCACCAAUUCCACCACCGCCACAACCCCCGUUCCACUACCCGCUUAGGUUAAAUCCUGCAGAGGCCGUCGUGCCCAGCCAAGGCUGCCCAGAUCAGAAAAGCAGCCGGAAGGCACACUGACUUCUCCAUGAAUGACAUUUCUCUACCACCAAAUUGCCUUCAGAACGUGGAUCGGGGGAGCUGCGGACUGUUCUGUAUUCCGCAUGCUUCCCUCCACACGGUGACCUGCAGACGCCCUGGGGAUGAUGGGAUCUGUCGUCCCACCCGUCUGAAGGGCACCAGGGUGGAGGAAGUCUUAACCUCACCAUGAUCCGGAGCAGAGCUCUGGAUUCCCAAGCAGGCUUUUCACGGGUUGUCUUAUUUAUGUCCUUCUCCUUGCCCCAGAGAGCCACGUCAGCUAAAGGAUGCACUUCCCAAGCAUGCCAGAGUCACCUGCUCUGGUGGAAGGUUCCUGGCGAACCUUUUCUGCAUCCUGUUGUGCCAUGUUGGCCCUUCUGCUCUGGCAGGAGAGGCCAUCGCAUAAGGGCCUGGUGAAAAACGUCAUGUUUGCAAAACUGUGAUAUCCUAGUGUUGUAAAAGGGCUGCUAUAUUUAUGUAAUUUAUUUUAA